Physcomitrium patens is the source of this 2941-nucleotide messenger RNA. Its product is annotated as ABC transporter G family member 26. The record is from RefSeq and is a predicted model, not a curated record. NCBI's taxonomy places the organism in Eukaryota, Viridiplantae, Streptophyta, Bryopsida, Funariales, Funariaceae. Gene Ontology annotation, cellular component: membrane. Gene Ontology annotation, biological process: transmembrane transport. Gene Ontology annotation, molecular function: ABC-type transporter activity; ATP binding; ATP hydrolysis activity.
UCAAGUUACAUGUUCCUGGAUUAUGAACAACGCCGUGGCUGCAGUUGGAGGUGAAGGAGAGGCGAUUGAAUAUAUAUCUAUAUUUACCCAUGUCACUCAAGCCCCCCACUUCAAUCCACGUGCGAAGCCUCCUCUCAGAUGUGCUGUUCCACUUCUAACCUGCUUCCUGAGGGUCGUUGCUGAAGUUGUUCGCAGCACUGAAUUGUGAUGAAGCGGCCUGGGUUGGAAAUGGAGGAUGUGAAAAUCAUGGGUCGACGCAGCAAAGCAUCGGCGAGGUUCAGUGGGAGUGAUCCAAUGAGAGGUGAAGCGAGUCGCCACGUCGAAAACCUGGACACUGGUGGUGUUGGAGACGAGGUGCAGAUCCAAUCGGACGCCGGGAGAGAUGCUGAUCAUCAGGUCUUCGGGUAUCUUUCCAACAGCCGAACGAGCGUCCACAUCCCCGAGUCCGGCAUGAUCCCCCAACUUCGAUUCAAUCCAGAGAUCGAGGACAUGAACGAACAUCAUCAUCAUCAUCAUCAGCAGCAGCAAUACUAUGGCGACAGCCCAAAUACAAGCAACUCUGAUCUCACGGAUAAUGAGCAGUUCCGAAUAAAUCCGGUGGAGGGCGGUUUCAUCGGCCGUUCUGGUGCAGGACCCCCUCUUCCUAUAAUUCUAAAGUUUGAAGAUGUGAGUUACAAAGUGGAACUGAAACCAGUGAAACAAGCAUGGGCCACGCGCCUGAAAUCUUUUGCCAAAGUGCGCCACAGCCCAUCAACGGAGAAGAAGAUAUUAAACGACAUCACCGCCUCGGUUGCUCCAGGGGAAAUGCUUGCUUUGAUGGGCGCCAGUGGGAGCGGAAAGACGACUCUUCUCAACAUUCUGGGCGGACGACUGGCGCAUCAAAAGAAUGUGACUGGCCAGGUGACUUACAAUGGUCGCCCUUACUCAACCGCACUCAAGAGAAGGAUGGGGUUUGUAACACAAGAUGAUGUGCUUUUUCCGACGCUCACAGUAAGGGAGACUUUGGUGUUUGCUGCGCUCUUGAGACUGCCGAGCUGCAUGAGCCAGCUUCAAAAGAUUCAACGAGCCGAUACCGUUCUCAUCGAUCUCGGUCUCGAGAGGUGCAAAAACACGAGUAUUGGAGGGCCGUUCAUACGAGGAGUGUCAGGGGGUGAGCGAAAACGCACUAGCAUUGGCUAUGAAAUUCUCGUGGAACCCUCACUGCUUUUCUUGGACGAGCCAACUUCCGGACUCGACUCUGCGACUGCUCUCAAAAUUCUCAACGUCCUGCAAAAAAAUGCUCUGGCAGGCAGGGUAAUUGUGACGACAAUACACCAGCCAUCGAGUCGCAUGUUUCACAUGUUCGAUAAACUCGUACUCCUUUCGGAAGGCUAUCCUCUAUAUUCUGGAUAUGCAAGUGAAGCAAUGCAGUACUUUGGCUCUCUCAGUAUUGCACCGCAAAUCGCGAUGAACCCAGCAGAAUUUCUUCUUGAUUUGGCCACGGGCGUUACUAACGACAUUACAGUGCCUGAAGAUCUUGAAAGUGGGAUUAAUCUUAGAAUCACUCGGCACAUGUCACAACUUCGAAACGACGAUGCAGAUUCUCAGCGGGAGUUUGUUCUUGAUUACCUGAGAAAAAGUUACAAGUCCUUGGUAGAGCCACUAGAGAAACAAUCUCUGCACCAGAUGGCGACAAUCUCGAAGGAUCUCGGGCGGGCUACAAGAGCGAAGAAAAGGUGGACAUCCUCCUGGGGAAGUCAGUUCCUCAUACUAUUCAAACGAACAUGGACGGAGCGUCGCAAAGAUUACUUCAGUGCCCUGAAGUUUGUGCAGGCUAUAGGAGUGUCCGCGCUUCUUGGCCUUCUCUGGUGGCAGGGGAAGCUCGAAACAAAUGCCAACAUUCAAGACCAGCAAGGUUUACUAUUCUAUAUAAACAUCUUUUGGACAACGUUUUCAAUGUGGACAACACUGAUGACAUUCCCCAUGGAGCGGCAGUACCUAGCCAAGGAGAGAGCUGCCGACAUGUACCGAUUGAGCGCGUAUUAUUUAAGCAGCACAAUCUGUGAUGGCCUGGCCGAACUCAUCUACCCGACUCUCUUCAUAGGAAUCCUGUACUUCAUGGCAGGUCUACGAAAGAGUCUGGAGGCGUUUCUCUAUACCCUGCUUGCGACGUUCCUGAUCGGCAUCACGGCUCAGGGGUUUGGAGAGAUGUUUGGGGCAGCGACGUUGAGCCUGAAAUCCGCCGGAGUGAUAGCAUCGAUCUUCCUUCUCAUAUUCCUCCUUGCUGGAGGAUACUACGUUCGGAAAAUGCCACCAUUCAUGAGAUGGAUAAAGUACCUGUCCUUUGUAUACUAUGGUUAUCGACUCCUCCAGAAGGUUCAAUACACUCCAGACCAGACUUAUAGCUGCGCCACAGGAUGUGAACCAAUUUCAACCUCUCCAGCUCUACAUGAGUUGAAGCUCAACUCAGGAGUGCAGGAAGCCUGGGUGCUUGUGCUCAUGGCAAUCGUAUACCGUCUCGUAUCCUACUUCAGCCUCCACAGAGUAUAAUGCUGCAGGCUGUGCACAGUAAGACGCACAUUGUUUACCGUUGCUUGAAGCGUUGGUCACAUCCACGAAGAUAGAGAAAUUGCAAGUCGAUGAAUAUCCACUUGCAUAGAUAAAAAAAACUCUUGCUCCUACAUUUCUGAAGCAAGUGCUGAACUGAAUGCUUUCACAGAUGUACCACCAUAAAAGCAGGGCCACCAAGUAACAACAGUAAUUGAGAUUACCAUUGCUUGAGGCUGACACUCCACACUCGAUCAAAACACGAGAGCAAGGUCUCAUUGUAUAGUCAUAGGUACCCUUGUUCGAUUUACAAGUCAGAAUGCGAUCGCUAGCGAGCAAUAUGUAAAACAUAAGGAACUGGAAAAAGUUCGAACCAUGAAAAAAUUUAAAUAAUUAAACAGCACUUUUUCUUUUU